This is a messenger RNA of Cottoperca gobio, 2706 nucleotides long. RefSeq names its product septin-2. Gene Ontology annotation, molecular function: GTP binding. Bases 213 to 1259 code for a protein of 348 amino acids. Lineage: Eukaryota; Metazoa; Chordata; Actinopteri; Perciformes; Bovichtidae. The record is from RefSeq and is a predicted model, not a curated record. The transcript is spliced from 12 exons. Gene Ontology annotation, biological process: cell division.
AGGGAGUGGUGUUUUACUGUUCAGCCGUCCCAGCAGUUGAGCCGUAAUGGCGUCAGUAGCGCGGCAGAAAGCCGUGUUCAGGGAGGAGGGCGGACUCAUGGGGACGGUUUCCGGGUUUCCCUUCCUGGGCUGGGGCAGCGGCAAGAGGCAAACGGCUCCUGUUGAUUAACAAUAAUUCAAAGUUACGCUCAGAAAUCCAGAAAACAACAGCUAUGUCUCAGUCUGGAGAGAAAGGGAAAUUCCCAGAUGCAACAGGUUACGUAGGGUUUGCCAACCUCCCGAACCAAGUGCACCGAAAAUCAGUGAAAAAGGGGUUUGAAUUUACCCUUAUGGUUGUAGGGGAGUCUGGAUUGGGAAAAUCGACACUUAUAAACAGCCUGUUUCUCACUGAUCUCUACCCUGAACGCUACAUCCCUGGUGCAGCAGAGAAGAUUGAGAGGACGGUGCAGAUUGAGGCAUCAACUGUGGAGAUCGAGGAGAGAGGAGUCAAGCUUCGUCUCACCGUGGUCGACACCCCCGGAUACGGCGACGCCAUCAACAGCCAGGACUGCUUCAAGACCAUCAUUCAGUACAUCGACAAUCAGUUUGAGCGAUACCUCCACGAUGAGAGCGGGCUGAACCGAAGACACAUAGUGGACAACAGGGUGCACUGCUGCUUCUACUUCAUAUCUCCAUUUGGACACGGUCUAAAGCCUCUGGAUGUGGAGUUCAUGAAGGCUAUCCACAGCAAAGUCAACAUAGUCCCAGUCAUUGCCAAGGCUGACACACUGACACUGAGAGAGAGGGAUCGCCUGAAGAGAAGGAUCCUGGAUGAGAUUGCAGAGCAUGGGAUCAGAAUUUAUCAGCUACCUGACGCAGACUCUGACGAGGACGAAGAGUUCAAGGAGCAGACCAGAGUCCUGAAGGCGAGCAUUCCCUUUGCUGUGAUUGGCUCCAACCAGCUGAUUGAGGUGAAGGGGAAGAAGAUCCGUGGUCGUCUCUACCCCUGGGGAGUUGUAGAAGUGGAGAACCCCGAGCACAAUGACUUCCUCAAACUGCGCACCAUGCUUGUGACCCACAUGCAAGACCUCCAGGAGGUAACUCAGGAUCUGCAUUAUGAGAACUUCCGCUCAGAGAGGCUGAAGACAGCGGGCAGGGCUGUGGAUGAGGAUGUGGUGGAUAAAGACCAGAUCCUGCUACAGAAAGAGGCCGAGCUGAGACGCAUGCAGCAAAUGAUCGCUCAGAUGCAGGCACAGAUGAAGAUGAAAUCAGACGAGUGAAAGAGUCUCAGCAGAAGGGAAACACGGUGAUCACAACGCCCCCAACACACACACACGCACACACGCACACACACUUAUAAACACACACCUGGUCCUCCUCUGUAUCCAUCCCUGCUUGCUGACAUGCUGCAGAUCCACCAGGAGUCCAGACAUCCAGGAUCACAUCAUCUAUAUAUGCACACCACCUUUUCUUCUUCUUCUUCUUCUUCCCUCCAAACAUCUAUCUAUCAGCUGUGCAGGAGCUUCUUGAACAUAUUGUCAAGACUCUACUUACAAUCCACAUGUAGAUCUCGCUAAUUAUCCUAUUUUUUGCUUACUAGUUUGCCGAGUGGACAACAUUUACAAAGCAGUUGACACGGGGAAACAUUUUUUAUACUGGAUGAUUAUCACAGACAUCUCUGUUAUUUAGUCUUUGAUCUUAAUUAUGACUCCACAGAGCUGCCAGUGACAAUGGUACUGAGAGGUUUUACCAUCACACUAUCACAUUUACCAAAAUAUAUAGGAAUUAUGCGUUGUCCUGAAGUCCAAGCUUCAGAUGGCAUCUUUUUCCAUUUACUUUGCUCUCAGGUUAAGAACAUAUUUUAACCUAAAAUUUGAAGAAGAAAAAAACCUGUUUGCUUAUCAUGUUUUCUUUUAGAGUGAUGUUAUGAGGGAAUCAUUAACCCAUCAUGUUUAUCUCUGGAUGGUUUCAGAUCUUCAGUGCCUCAGUCUGAUAAUGCAAUAACUAUAAAUAUUACGUGUGGUUAUGAAUGAGGUAACCUGUCCUCUCAGAGAACAAGAAAUGCUUUCUCUUUUAAUUGUUUUAAACUACAAACUUAAUUUUGUAGCCAACACUACAUACUUCUAGGCUAAAGUUUAUUUGGCGUUUAGGCUGGAAAGCUAAUAUAUGCAAGUAGUCAAACAUUAUAGUUAUGACGAGAAACAACUCGGCUUUUGGAUCACGUUGAAGCUGAAUAAAAAUGCCAUGUUGUUAAUAAUUUUUGUAUUUAUCAUCAAGAGCUGCAUGAUCUUUAAUGUCCGUGCCAAACUACAGACUGAAAACUAAUCACACUAUUCAGUCCAGGUUUUUUAAUGUGUCCAUAUUUGCUUCAGUGAUGUUGUUCAACAUGUAUAAUGUUCUGUUUGUGCACAACAUGUGCAGCCUUUACGAUACUGUAUUUGAGCUUUCCCAUUUACAAUCAGAUACUUAACUGUUUAAAUGUUCUGUGUGUAAACGCCUUCCAGCCUUCUGUUUAGCAGUCUCAUCUAACGGCUGUCAUUGAUGUGUUGUUGGCGUCAUUUUGUUUUUCUGUCUUUUGCUCUUUUAUGCAAAUAUGUCUCUUGAAUUUACUAAGACACACAUAACUAUUAUUUCAUAUCCAUAUGUCAGUAAAGACUUGUUUUUAAGACGUAAACACUUUUUUGUAUUUCUCUCUGGAAUAAAAUUUGUUGGAGAACAAAAAGAUGA